UGUCAGCGUCCAUGGACACAUUGUCCAUUGUCGGACGUUUAACAAAACACGAUGUUUCUUCGUGUAUCGAAGCAUUUAAAGCCCCAUUGGAAUAACCAUUUCUCACUGCAAGCAUGUUUUUACAGCGAUAAUAAAGUAAAGAAAAGUAAAUCUCCUGGAGGGAAGUACAAAGAUACCAUUAAUCUCCCCAAGACCGAAUUUGUUCUAAGUCUGAAAAGGCAAAAGAAUGAAGACAUUGUCAAAAAGAGACAGGAACUUAGUGACCUGUAUAAGUGGCAGCAACAUGAAGACAGACAGAAACAGUUCGUUCUCCAUGAUGGUCCACCUUAUGCAAAUGGCAGGUUACAUGUUGGCCAUGCCAUUAAUAAGGUCCUGAAAGACAUUAUCAAUCGUUACUAUUUACUCCGAGGACACAAAAUCCAUUAUGUACCAGGCUGGGACUGUCAUGGCUUACCAAUAGAACUCAAAGCUUUGACUAAAAACAAGAAACAGAAAUUGACAGAUGUCUCCAUCAGAGCUAUGUCUAAGACCUUUGCAGAAGACUCUUUGCGGGUACAGAAGGAGGGGUUUCAGGACUACGGGGUGAUGGCUGAUUGGGAGGGACAGGUUUACACAACCAUGGACCCCCAGUAUGAAGCCAGACAGCUGGAUGUUUUCUACAAGAUGUUUGAGAAGGAACUUGUAUAUCAAGGGUACAUGCCUGUUUAUUGGUCCCCAUCAUCCAAGACAGCUUUAGCAGAAGCAGAACUAGAGUAUAACUCUGAGUUCAUUAGUAAAGCUGUGUAUGUUAAAUUUCCAAUGAUUGUGGAUUCUCUAAGCAGAUUUUCUUCCUUGAAAGAUAAGACCAAGAUAUUUGCUUUGAUUUGGACCACAACACCUUGGACUUUGCCGGCCAAUGAAGCCAUUUGUUACGGAGCUGAUUUAAUAUAUUGUUUAAUUCAAGAUCCUAGUAAUAAUGAGGUUUACAUCUGUGAAAAAGGAUUUGUGGACCAACUUCAUUCUUUAUUAAAUAAAAAGUUAAACAUUAUCUCAGAGUUUAAAGGUACUGAUAUGAAAGAAUUUAAAUAUAUUAAUCCUCUAAAAGAAAUCAUGAAUCCAACUUAUGAUGCAAGAGAAUUACCUUUCUUGGAGGGUGGUCAUGUGACUGCUGAUGUAGGCACCGGAUUGGUUCAUACAGCCCCAGCUCAUGGCCACGAGGAUUUCCAGAAAGGUCUGGAGUAUGGACUUCCUGUGGACACUUUGGUUGAUGAAGCUGGGAGGUAUACCUCAGAAACAGGGCCACAAUUAGAGGGGAAGAGGAUUCAUAUUGAUGCAGAGGAAACAGUUAUAUCGUUACUAAAGGAUUAUAUUCUUUUCCGAGAGGAUUAUAAACACAGUUAUCCCAUUGACUGGAGAACUAAGAAACCAGUCAUCUUACGAGCAAGCAAACAGUGGUUCAUAGAUACCAGCAAACUUCAGGACCAAGCCUUGGAAUGUAUGAGAGAUGUUGAAGUUUAUCCUGACUCCCUACGACAAAACAUGGACACACAGCUUAAGAGGCGGUACUGGUGUAUUUCCCGACAGCGAGUCUGGGGCGUCCCCAUUCCCGUGUUCUACCAUCGAGACACGGACCAAAUCCUAAUAAACAGGUCAGUAACACAUCAUAGAUUAGAUUUUUAAUAUAUACUAUAACUAAUAUCCAAGCAUGGCUCGGACUGCUGGUGGAAUAUGAGUAUAGAAGAACUUUUACCAGAGGAAUUACUCUCCAAGAAUGGCCUAGGGAGUGCUGCGUCUUAUCAGAGAGGAAGUGACAUCAUUGACAUCUGGUUUGACAGCGGAACAUCCUGGGCCUCUGUCCUCCCUGGAGACAGGGUAGCUGAUGUGUAUCUGGAGGGCCUGGAUCAGUUCCGCGGAUGGUUCCAGUCCUCUCUCCUCACCAGUGUGGCCUACAGAGGGAGGGCUCCAUUUAAGAAGUUGGUGGUCCAUGGUUUUGCUGUAGAUGAAGAGGGACACAAGAUGGCGAAGUCAGUUGGGAAUGUGGUAGAUCCAGGGGCGAUAAUCAAAGGAGUCAGUAAGACUACAGGGAUCCCGUAUGGACUUGAUGUUCUGAGACUGUGGGUGGCCAACUCUGGUCUCCAGACAAAGGUAGCCAUUGGCACCAACAUACUGGACAUCCACCAGCAGGAACUCUUCCAGAUUCGUAAGAUGUUACGGCAUCUACUGGGCAGUCUACACAGCUUUGAUUCCAGCACACACAGUAUAAAAUACAAUGAUCUACUCCCUCAGGAUCAGUAUAUGCUUUCUCUGCUGUACACUUAUGGAUCUCAGGUCACAUCCAUGUAUGAUGAAUUUAAAUUUGGGAGAGUACUGGUACUUCUACAAAAAAUUCUUAGUGACCUCUCCAAAGUUUAUAUCACCAUUACCAAAGACAGGUUAUACUGUGAUGAUGAAUGGGAAAUUAGACACCAGUCUUGUCAGUACGUGCUAUAUCAUACACUGGAGACUCUAACCAAGUCUAUUGCACCUAUCCUUCCUUCAUUAGCUGAAGAGGUCUAUAAAUUUCAUCCAGAAGAAAAAACGGUUCCAUUGUUUCACACCCAGUGGUACACCUUGCAGCCAGACUGGAAUAAUCCCGCUGUAGAGCAGUUGAUUUCUAAUGCCCUUGUGAUUCGAGAUCACAUAAAUGAGAACCUGGUGUCUGAACCUCCUGGAAAUUAUGAUGUCCUUGUGGUGGCUGAAAAUCCUUUGUAUACAGAAUUACAGAAACUUCAGCAGAUUGAGACAUCCACUGAUUCCCCCCUCUGUGAAAUACUACAGACAGCAGUAACAAGACUGAUCUGUUCCCCAUCAGAACAGAUAAAGUCUACAACCAAACCAAGAGUUGUACACAGUGAUCUUUCAGACUCUCAGGAGGAAGCCAGAGUUAUACACGGUGAUAUUUCAGACUCUCAGAGUUCUCAGGAGGAAGCCAGAGUUAUACAUGGUGUGCAUUCAGAUUCUAAGUGUUCAUUUAAAGUAGUGUUAACAAAGGCCCGUUAUUCUAGGUGCGAGCGUUGUCGGAGAAAUACUGCAGACAAUAAUGAACUGUGUGAGAGGUGUUCUAAUGUAUUGUCAAUGCAGUAUGACAGUCUUAAAAGUGUAAAAUAAGGAAAAUGACAUCAGUUUAUCAUAUUUCAUUUAUUUUUAUUCAGUAACUGAACAGAAAAAUAAUUGCUUAUACAUGUAACUUAUUUUAAAUAAAAACGACUUGUUGCUUUCAU
Molecule: messenger RNA, 3239 nt
Organism: Saccostrea cuccullata (small rock oyster)
Lineage: Eukaryota; Metazoa; Mollusca; Bivalvia; Ostreida; Ostreidae
Product: isoleucine--tRNA ligase, mitochondrial-like
Exons: 22
Biological process (GO): isoleucyl-tRNA aminoacylation; mitochondrial translation
Cellular component (GO): mitochondrion
Molecular function (GO): ATP binding; isoleucine-tRNA ligase activity; tRNA binding
Source: RefSeq, a predicted model, not a curated record